Molecule: messenger RNA, 1209 nt
Organism: Gekko japonicus
Lineage: Eukaryota; Metazoa; Chordata; Lepidosauria; Squamata; Gekkonidae
Gene: FLI1
Product: Fli-1 proto-oncogene, ETS transcription factor
Exons: 8
Coding region: 1-1194 (397 amino acids)
Biological process (GO): regulation of transcription by RNA polymerase II; cell differentiation
Cellular component (GO): nucleus
Molecular function (GO): sequence-specific DNA binding; DNA-binding transcription factor activity, RNA polymerase II-specific
Source: RefSeq, a predicted model, not a curated record
AUGGACAGAACACCUGUGGUUGUCAUGUACCAGAAGUUCAUUGAUAUGUUCUAUAGGGAAUCUCCGGUGGACUGCAGCGUUAGCAAAUGCAACAAGUUGGUUGCUGCGGGGACAGAGUCCAACCCCUUGAAUUAUGGCACCUACAUGGAUGAAAAGAACGGUCCUCCUCCCCCCAACAUGACAACCAAUGAAAGGAGAGUCAUUGUCCCAGCAGAUCCCACAUUAUGGACCCAGGAACAUGUCCACCAGUGGCUGGAGUGGGCCAUAAAAGAAUACGGUUUGAUGGAGAUUGACACCAAUCUUUUCCAGAACAUGGAUGGCAAGGAGCUGUGCAAAAUGAAUAAGGACGAUUUCCUCCGGGCCACCUCUCUCUACAACACGGAAGUCCUGCUGUCUCACCUCAGUUACCUCAGGGAAAGUAGCUCAUUGCUGUCUUACAACACACCAGCCCACACAGAGCCUUCCUCACGACUCAGCACCAAAGAAGAUCCCUCUUACGAUGCUGUCAGGAGAUCAGGAUGGGGCAAUAACAUGAAUUCCAGCCACAACAAAAGUCCACCGUUAGGAGGGACACAAAAUGUGAGCAAAAAUCCAGAGCAGCAGCGGCCUCAGCCAGAUCCUUACCAGAUUUUAGGACCAACCAGCAGUCGUUUAGCUAAUCCAGGGAGCGGACAGAUCCAGCUAUGGCAGUUUCUACUGGAGUUACUGUCAGAUAGCUCCAAUGCCAGCUGCAUCACAUGGGAAGGAACUAAUGGGGAAUUCAAGAUGACGGACCCCGACGAGGUGGCCAGGCGUUGGGGAGAACGCAAGAGCAAGCCCAACAUGAAUUAUGACAAGCUGAGCCGAGCCCUCCGAUACUACUAUGACAAGAACAUCAUGACCAAAGUACAUGGCAAGAGGUACGCCUAUAAGUUUGACUUUCACGGCAUUGCUCAAGCUCUUCAGCCUCACCCAACUGAGUCGUCAAUGUACAAGUAUCCGUCGGAUCUGCCCUAUAUGCCUUCGUAUCAUGCGCACCAGCAGAAAGUGAACUUUGUGCCUCCACAUCCUUCCUCUAUGCCCGUCACUUCCUCCAGUUUCUUUGGAGCUGCGUCACCGUAUUGGACUUCCCCCACGGGAAGCAUAUACCCCAAUCCGAACGUACCGCGUCAUCCAAACUCCCAUAUGCCAUCACACUUAGGCAGCUACUACUAGAUGCUUUUCACCUUC